Orbilia oligospora ATCC 24927 is the source of this 2244-nucleotide messenger RNA. RefSeq lists its product as uncharacterized. Gene Ontology annotation, cellular component: fungal-type vacuole membrane. Gene Ontology annotation, molecular function: oligopeptide transmembrane transporter activity. The transcript has 5 exons. The record is from RefSeq and is a predicted model, not a curated record. Lineage: Eukaryota; Fungi; Ascomycota; Orbiliomycetes; Orbiliales; Orbiliaceae. The coding region runs from base 1 to 2244 and encodes 747 amino acids.
AUGUCGGAAAAGCAGGUCGAAGAUAUCGAGGCAAGCCGCCUACCAACCACCUAUUCGGGUCCGGCCAUUGAUGGUACCGUCAAUGAGCCUACCAUUGAGAAGCGCGACUCGAUCGUGCCGUCAGAGGGUGUACCGGAUGACCUCAAAGAAGAACUUGAGCAGGCUCACAUUGAUGUCUAUGCUCCCUUUCCAAUCGACGAAAAUGCAAAAGAAGAAGGAAAUAUCCUGACCAUCCGAGCGUUGUUUGUGGGAUGUGUUCUGGGUGCUUUGGUCAAUGCUAGCAAUGUUUAUCUUGGUCUUAAGACAGGAUGGACUUUUACCGCCAACAUGUUGGGAGCUUUGGGUGGCUUCGCCAUUAUCAAGCUCAUCUCUCUCACCAAGAUCCCAUGGAUUGGUGGCUACUUCGGACCUAUGGAGAACAAUAUCGUUCAGACAACUGCUACAGCUGCCGGUGGUCUCGGAACGAUCUUCGUUUCCGCUGUUCCUGCCCUGUAUCAGAUGAAUCUCCUUUCCAAGAAUCCCGCCGACGACUACUGGAAGCUCAUUUCCUUUACUGCCGUCUCAGCCUACUUCGGAUUUACAUUCGCUGUUCCAUUACGAAAGUUUUUCAUUAUCCACAUCGCCCGUGAACUAAAUUUGGUUUACCCAACUGCCUCUGCCACUGCUUUAACGAUUCGCAGCAUGCACUUGAGUACCGGUGGACUUGAAAGUGCUAAGAAGAGAAUUAAGGGUCUUUCUAUUGCCUUUAUCUUUGCCUUUAUCCAGAGGGUUGUUUCACAGUAUGCCAUUGGUAUCCUCUGGGACUGGCACAUAUUCUGGUGGGUCUACACCUGGGGUGGCAAGGGUGCCAUUGCUCUGGUCAAUUGGGGUUGGUACCUUGAAUGGACUCCUGCCUUCAUCGGUAGCGGUAUGCUCGUCGGUCUCAACGCUGCCUACUCUUUCCUCGCUGGCUCCAUCAUUGCUUGGGGUAUCAUCGGACCAACCCUUGUAGCAUACGAUGCUGCCUUCUGCCAACGGGCAUCUGAAAAUUACCCUGACAUGUGGAAUUGCAACGGGCUUCGUCUCGCCGAUCCUAAGAACGCACCUUCUCCACGUUACUGGAUGAUUUGGCCCGGUGUCCUUCUCAUGAUGGCCGUCAGUUUUGCCGAACUCGCAGUGAACUAUAAGAUCAUCGGAAAGGCUUUUGGCGCUGCCACAACCAUGGGAGCCAAGCGCUUGAAUUCACUCAUAGAACGCCACGGAAAGUCUAACAAAUUCAUUGCCAAGAUCGCAGCGAGGCCAAUUUCUGGUGAUACCAUGCAAGACCCUUCGCCCAAAGAAGACCAGGUGCCAACAUGGAUGUGGGGUAUUGGAUGUGUCGGUGUCAUCAUUCUCACCUGUGUCGUCCUUGGCCUCCAAUAUCAAUUCCCAGUUGGUUAUUCCAUCUUAUCUCUUAUUCUGGGAUUAUUCUUCGCUUUACUCGCUAUCCAAUGCACUGGAGCUACCGAUAUCACUCCUAUCACCACUGUCUCCAAGGCUUCGCAGCUCAUUAUGGGCGGUGUCACUAAAGGCCAAGGAACUGCUAUGCACACCGCUCAGCUUUACAACUUAAUGUCCGGUGCUGUUGCUGCUGGUGCAGCCUCUCAGUCUACCGAUCUGGUAAACGACUUCAAAGUCGGCUUCCUACUCAGGACUCCACCACGUGUUCAGUGGUAUGCUCAGGGUGUUGGCUCCUUCGUCAGCAUCUGGCUUGCUCCUUCGAUCUUCGUCCUCUUCACCAAAGCUUAUCCGUGUAUUGUCGACCUUGAGCUCUCGGACUCCUGCGAUUUCCUAGCUCCAUCAGUCUCUGCAUGGCGCGCGGUCGCGGUCGCCAUGACUGACCCGAGCUUCCCCAUCCCUACCUCGUCCGGAAUUUUCGCCAUCGUCAUUUCCAUAGUUGGUGUUCUUGUUGUCAUCGGUCGACACUACCUCAACUCGACUGGCCACACCAAGGCUGCGAAAUUCAUGCCAAACAUGAUGGUCCUCGGUCUCGGCUUCUUGCUGCCACAGACACAAUAUUCCACUGCUAUGUGCAUUGGCGCUACCAUCGCCUACCUCUGGCAAAAGAAAUGGCCUCUUGGGUUCGAGAUUUAUUGUUUCAGCAUUGCAGCUGGUCUGAUUGCUGGUGAGGGUAUUGGAGGUGUCAUUAACGCUCUUUUCCAAGUCGUCAACAUCUCCGGCAACACCCUUGGAACCAACGUUGGCUGCCCUGAUCAUUCUUGUUAA